Xenopus laevis (African clawed frog) is the source of this 1686-nucleotide messenger RNA. Its product is annotated as piggyBac transposable element-derived protein 4-like. The transcript has a single exon. The coding region runs from base 28 to 1194 and encodes 388 amino acids. Lineage: Eukaryota; Metazoa; Chordata; Amphibia; Anura; Pipidae. The record is from RefSeq and is a predicted model, not a curated record.
UUGUCUAUCCCUGUUUUUUCAGCCACGAUGCCCAGAAACCGGUAUCAGCUACUGCUCCGGUUUCUUCAUUUCAACAACAAUGCCACUGCUGUACCCCCUAAUGAGCCGGGACAUGACAGGCUACAUAAAUUGAGGCCCCUUAUUGAUAGCCUGUCACAGCGCUUUGGAGAAGUGUACACCCCCUCCAAAAAUAUUUGUAUAGAUGAAUCACUUCUCCUCUUCAAAGGGCGCAUAAAAUUCCGGCAGUACAUCCCAAGCAAACGUGCCCGCUAUGGGAUCAAAUUUUAUAAGCUCUGCGAAAGCAGCUCGGGGUACACCAGUUUUUUUAUGAUUUACGAGGGCAAGGACUCCCAAUUAGACCCCCCUGGUUGUCCCCUUGACCUGACUGUCAGUGGCAAAAUUGUAUGGGAGCUCAUCACUCUACUUCUGGGCCGAGGUUACCAGUUAUAUGUGGAUAACUUUUAUACAAGCAUCCUCUUAUUCAGAACCCUUUAUUGCUUGGACACCCUAGCCUGUGGCACUGUAAAUCGUAACCGAAAAGGUUUGCCCAGGGAUCUGAUAACCAAAAAAUUGAGUCGUGGAAAAAUUUAUGCCCUGCGAAAUGAUGAGCUCCUUGCCAUCCAAUACCGUGACACAAGAAAUGUAUUCAUGCUGACGACAAUCCACGACGCGUCAGUAAUUGCAGAACAGAGAGUUGGUAGGCCCCCGAAAAACAAACCUCUAUGUUGCAAAGAAUACAGUAAGAACAUGGGUGGUGUUGAUAGAACUGAUCAAGUCCAACAUUACUACAAUGCCACCCGGAAAACAAGGGCCUGGUACAAAAAAGUUGGUAUUUAUUUGAUUCAAGUGGCCCUUCGAAAUUCCUAUGUUGUGUAUAAAGCAGCAGUACCAGGCCCCAAAUUGUCAUAUUAUAAGUACCAGCUACAGAUAAUCCCUGCCCUGUUGUUUGGUGGUGUAGAGGAGGUAGUGCCCGAGAUGCCUGCUAGUGACAAUGUCGCCCGAUUGCUUGGGAAGCACUUUAUCGACACUCUUCCACCCACUCCUGGCAAGCAAUUUACACAAAAAGCUUGCAAAGUGUGCCGCAAAAGGGGUAUCAGGCGAGAUACACGGUACUAUUGCCCAAAGUGCCCUCGCAACCCUGGGUUAUGUUUCAAACCAUGUUUUGAAAUAUACCAUACGCAGCUACACUAUUGAAAUAUAAAUUGUUGUGUGCACUGAUUGGCUAUACUGUAUAACAAGAAUUGGUAUCCCCUUUGGAAAUUGUAUAUUGUAUGCAUUUGGUUUAUAUGUGUUCAGGGCAAUAGUAGAAUUUUUCUUUUGUUUUUAGUUUGGUGUUUUUUUCCCUGCUGCACUGGGAGGUGUAGUUAUUUGAGGUGUAGGUGAAGGACAAGGGCGCCUAAAAAUGUGUGGUGCGUGAUGACUCUUGAGAUAAUUUCAUCUUGCCUGCUGAUGAUUUCGUCUCUCUGAUGCCACAUAUGUUUCUUUACUGAUACCUCAUAAGCUCCCAUUUCAGUGCAGUUGCUAACGCUGUAUUUCUGAGCAACAUAUUAAAGUUUUACUAGUAUAUUAGGUUUCCCUAGAAUCUUGGUUAGUAGGGGCUUCAGCUUUUUUUGUAAAGUAAUCUUGGCACAUUCAGGGUUUGCAGUUCUGCAAAUAAAGUUAUGAUUUACUGGCAGAUGUAAACAG